Molecule: messenger RNA, 2902 nt
Organism: Clarias gariepinus (North African catfish)
Lineage: Eukaryota; Metazoa; Chordata; Actinopteri; Siluriformes; Clariidae
Exons: 19
Coding region: 72-1823 (583 amino acids)
Source: RefSeq, a predicted model, not a curated record
ACUGAGCACGAAUAUUUUUUCAUAUUUAGUUUUUUUUUGUUUGAUGUGACUACAUCAAACAGGUGACCGUGAUGAUCAUGGAUAUGAUUGCAGAUUCCAGCCAGAAUCAGAGAGAAACCAUGAGACAGCUGACAGGCCAUAGGGCUGCAGUUCAGGCUAUGGAACUGAUGAGCAGUUUUUUUAAGCAUAUCAAGGCAAAUGAUGAGCAAAUGAGUGAAAGGAUCCGCACUCAGGCCGUUAGGGUGCUGAUGGGAAUUUUCCUCUGGGAUCCUGAGAGAGAUGACCCCACACCGUACCUUGCGGAAGUGGUGGACGCCGGAGCGGAGCAAGGUCCUAAAACCGAGCACAGCACAUCUCAACGAGGAAGUAUGAGGGAGCUGACAGGCCCUAAGGCUGCAGCUCGGGCUAUGGAACUGAUGAACAGCUUCUUCAAGGAUAUCGAAGCAAAUGAUAAGCGAAUGAGUGAAAGGAUCCGCACUGAGGCCGUUAGGGUGCUGAUGGGGAUUUUCCUCUGGGAUCCUAAAACAGGUGACACCACACCACAGCUUGUGCUAGUGGUGGAUGCUGGAGCAGAGGGAGAACAGAGGGGAACAGAGCGCUGCAAAUCUCUGGCAGAUAAGGUUAAGGCUGAGGCAGUUGUUGAGACUGUGGCUGCUGCUCACCCUAAAAACAGAAAGUCACAAAAUGCUGGCACAGAGAACAGCAGAACUCUGGAUGACAAUCAUACAGUAAAUCCUGUUGAAAUCAGUGGGGGAAAGGAGAAGAGGGAAAGAAGCAGGAGAGAGACAUGUGGCAAAGGAAGAAAGAUCAAUUACAAUAUGGUCCAGAACCACAAACCAGGGAUGCUGAAAGAGGAGGUUCAGGGUGCGAGGGCUGAAGCCAUCAACCAGUUCUUGAAAGCUCUUCUGGAACAGGAAAAGGAAAAGCAGGGCAAUGAAACAAGAAUCCCAAAAGAGUCGACUGAUGGGACGGAGGCUAAAGCUGAAAAAGACAAAGCAGAAGAGACUGAAGCAGAGAACAGCAUAACUCUGGCAAUUAUCAACAUGCAUGACAAUUCGGCCAGAAACACCAGCAAAGGGACAGAGACCCGAAGAGGGACACAAGGCGAAGGGAGAAAGAUUAAUUACAAAACGUUCCAGGACAAGACAAAAGGGGAAAAAGAGAAGGAGGAUGGUGUGAGGGGUGAAGCCAUCAACUUUGUCUUGAAAGUUCUCCAGGAAGCGCAAAAGAUCACCAUGUCCUUGGAUGGACCAAUCAGCAACAUACACGAUGAGCCUGACAAAACCCCUGGCAAUGGGACUGAGAAAAAGAAAAGGACAAGAAGAGGGACACGAGGCAAAGGGAGAAAGAUUCAUUACAAAAAGUCCCAGGAUCAGAAAAGAGCGGUGCUAAAAGAGGAGGAUGACGGUGCGAGGGCUGAAGCCAUCAACCUAGUCUUGAAAGUCCUGCAGGAAGCGCAGAAGAUCACCAUGUCUCUGGGUGGAGCAAUCGCUAACAUGCAUGACAAGCCUGUCAAAAACCCUGGCAUGGAGCAUCAGAGAAAAAAAUGGACCAGAAGAGGGACACGAGGUAAAGGAAGAAAGAUCCAUUACGAAAAAUUCCAGGACAAGAAAAGAGUAAUCAGCAACAUACAUGACAAGCCUGUCAAAAACACCAGCAAUGGGACUGAGAAAAAGAAAAGGACGAGAAGAGGGACACGAGGCAAAGGGAGAAAGAUCAAUUACACCAAGUUCCAGGACAAGAAAAGGGAGAUGCAGAAAGAGGAGAAGGAUUUAGCGAGGGCUGAAGCCAUCAACCUGAUUUUAAAAGUCCUUCUGGAAUAGGAAGAGAAAAAGAUCACCAUGUCUCUGGAUGGAGUACACAGCAGAAAUGAGGAUGUGCCUGCCGAAAACACAGGCAGUCCGACUGAGAAAAAAGAAAUGAAGCAGCAGAGGGGCAUUAGGCCAAGGCAACAUCUGCCACAUUUAAUGCCAUCUAAACUUUGUGAUAGACAAACCCAGGGUGAAGGCUGAAGAAGUAUCUAAGCCUAAUGACAAAGUUAAGCCACUGUGUACAACUGAGUAAUUAAUUUUAAUGACAAAAUAUAGACAAACACUGAUAAAAGGCAGGAGAAAAGACAACAGACGAGCAAAGCUAAGCUGGAAGCUGCUCAAGGAUGACGUAAAGGCAAAGAAGCAACACAUAGAAGAGGGAGAAAAAUCAGCUACAAGAAAGAACAAAGAUAAUCAUGAGAAAUUGAUAAAACACCUCCAGACACAUGCAGGAAUCAAGGACAUACUAUUCAUAGCUAAUACCAUUUAUCUUAAUCUAAUAUGACUUACCAUAAAAAUGUACUAUCUACAGUACUGUGCAGAAGUUUUAUGUGGGUAAUAAAUGUUUGUCCGUUAAUAAAUGUUAAUAGUUUAUUUUUGUAAUCUAUUAACACUAACUUAAUUUUUAUAAACUCAAGUAAGAAAAUGGACAUUGCAUGAACAGAAGAGAAAUCCAAAUCAAGUCAGUAUUUGAUGUGACCACCUUUUGCCUACUCCUUCUUCUAGCUUCCCCCAAUGUAGGUACACUUGCACAUAAGUUUUUGAUGGUGUAAGACUAGUGGCAUGAAACGGUCUUCGACUUAGCAGAGUUUGGCUGUUCCUCACCCAGUUUUAAGCCUCCUAUUCAGCUGUUCCUGUUUCAGUUAAUGACUGUGUUUCAAGCUACAUAAGAAAUUGAUUAUACCUGCUUGGUAUAAUUGGUUAUCCAUACACCUGACUCUGAUCUUACAAAAUCAAUGACUUUGAGCAAGUGUAAGAAUUGAUGCUGUUUGAAGCCAAAAGGGUCAACACACUAAAUAUAGAUUUUUCUUCUGUUUGCUCACUUUGCAUUUUGCAAAUUGAUAAAACAUUUAAAUAUGUAUUUUUGAAAG